Jaculus jaculus (lesser Egyptian jerboa) is the source of this 4497-nucleotide messenger RNA. It is a transcript of the gene Shoc1, whose product is annotated as shortage in chiasmata 1. Gene Ontology annotation, molecular function: single-stranded DNA binding; ATP hydrolysis activity. The record is from RefSeq and is a predicted model, not a curated record. Lineage: Eukaryota; Metazoa; Chordata; Mammalia; Rodentia; Dipodidae. Bases 1 to 4497 code for a protein of 1498 amino acids. Gene Ontology annotation, biological process: resolution of meiotic recombination intermediates. Gene Ontology annotation, cellular component: condensed nuclear chromosome. The transcript has 27 exons.
AUGUUUUCAGCAUUCAAAUAUUGUGCAAUAGACUAUUUACAUGAGAAUACAGUUAGAAAGAACUUUUACAGAGAUACUUUAUUACUUCGAAUCCCUUCAUGUUUAAAUCAAGAUAAAAAUAUUAUUAACGAUAACUAUCGGCGGCCAUGGACAAAAGUCUCAACUAUUCCAGUCCCGGGAAUGACAGAUAAUUCAAUCUUGGAUGAAUGGAAAACAAAUUUCUGUGUGGAAGAGUUCCUUGAGAAAAGGACAGUUACAGGAAUGAUAAUUAAUGGUGAAUUCGAGGAAAUUGUUCCAAGUUCAAAUCCAAACUCUCCAACUAUAAUAGAAGACGACUUAUUUUCUUACAAGGACUACGAUGAAGUCUUUACACCUAUCAAGUGUUCAGCAAAAUAUGCAGGAGUUCAAUCACAGCAUCAAGAUUUACUUAUUGAUGAUGAAAUGAUUUAUACAAAUAAAUUGAUGACAUACAAAACCCAGCUGCCAACUUCAAAUACUUUCUUGAACAAACUAAAAAUAUUUUUGGUAAAGAACCCUCUUAUAGAUUCCAAAGAGCAGAUCUCCAAAGAAUGUAGUUUCAGGGAAUGUUCUUUUGAAGAACAUUUGGAAGCACUUAUGAAAGGUGAUUUUUAUAUGGAGGAAGAAACUUUUUGCAAAGAGAAACUAGUAGGUUUAAAUAAACCAUCAGUUUUUCCUUCUGACUUUGAAUUCCUAAUAUCUACGAACUCCAAACAAGAAGGUAAUACUCUGUCACCUUCAGAACUGAAGGAAUCUUUAAACUUAAUGCCAGAAAUAAUAAAUCAUACAGAUGAAGAUGAAAAUGAAAAACUUUUCCAAAAAGAUCCAACUACCAAUAUUGAGAUUGAUACUGAGGAUAUAAAAUGGAGCUCCACAGAGAUUUUGGCCAUUGAAAGCCAGAAUGAACCAGAGUGCAAUAAACCAGAACAGUUAGAAAUGCCACUAGUUAAUCUAAGUUUCACAAGGCAAGAUUCUUCAGUGAAGUCAUUAUAUACAAGACUGCAAACUUUUCCAUUUUCUGCUGUUUGUAAAAUUAGUUUGCUUGCUGCUGGAGAAUUGGCUAAUAAAUAUUGUAUGUUAUGGCAACUGGGAAGCUGCAGAAACUCUUGGGUUUCAUUUUUGCUUACAGUGCCAAGAAUUCAAGAACCCAGUGAUCAAUAUUCACUUACAGAUAUAAGAAAUAUCUUUUCUAUCAAAGAAGACAGCCUUGUGAUUAAUCCUGUGAAAGCAAAGUGGUGGAAACAAGCAAGACUAUGUCCAGUAAUAACAGAGACUCUGGAGCAUCUGAAGGCAUACUUGAGUCAUCAUCACCUAUCUUCUAAGACUAAGCUGGAGGUAUUUUUGCCUUCAAAAGUGCUUCAGUUAGACUCAUGGCUAGAACAUAAAAGUUGUUCCUUACCUAUUGUGCCUAUUAAUAAGAGAGCUACCAGUGAUCCUAUAUUACUUCCACGAAAGAGACGAUCUCCAGCAAAAGAAGUACCAGAUCUGUGUUUGUCUGAUGAAUGUAUUCCAGUUAAAAAACCGAAAAAAGAAGAAAAACCAAAGAAUGAUCAAGAAGUAGUUGACAGAAUAAUUCAAAAGACAGCUGGAGAUCACUUUGAAGUUGAAAUCACAACACCAUUUAUUGAAUCAUCUGCCUCUUCAAGAAUUAAAACAGUGUCUUUGGAACACAGUAGAAAAAUGGAGAAUGACUUGGACCUUUUGAGUGAGUUUAUUAUGCUGAGAAAUAAAUAUAAGACUUGUACUUCAAAGACUGAAGUUACAGACCAUGAUGAAAAAGAUGAUACAGAAAAAUGUUCUUUGACUCUUCAAGAAGAAAGUCCUAUUGCUUAUAGUAACAAUACUCCAGAGAAAAUUGAUCAAGAAAGGGGAGAAGAUAAUGUGAUUGAAAUUCAAGCAUCAGAUAUCCAGUGCCAAGCGUACUGUCUCCUAGAAGCAAUAGCUACUCCUAUCUUAAAAAAACUUGUAUGUCUCUGCACAUUCCCUGCUGCUAACUGGAAAUUUGCCACUGUUAUCUUUGACCAAACAAGGUUUUUCUUAAAGGAACAAGAAAAAAUAAUAAGUGAUACUAUUCACCAAGGUAAAAAUUGUGGAAGAGAAAUGACAUUCAAGUAUGCUGCCCUGUUACACCUUCUGGUAACAAUUAGAGAUGUCCUUUUAACAUGCAGCUUGGAUACAGCAUUGGGAUAUUUGUCAAAUGCAAAAGAUGUCUACGAAAGCAUGCUAGGCUCCUGUUUGGAAGAUAUUUGGAGACAGCUGAAGAUUUUACAGUUUAUUAAGGAAAAAAAGCCUGAAACCAACCAUAAGAUACAAGAACUGCAACAUCAAAUACUAAGAUGGAUGAAAAAUCAACAGCAAAUGAAGGUACUGAUAAUUAUAAGAAUGGAUUCUGAUGAAGAAAAGUAUUUGCUCAUUAAAAUCCUUAAGAAAAUAGAAGGUUUAUCACUGACUAUUUUCUGUUCAAAUGAAAGAAAAGAUUUCCUGGAACCUAAAGGUGGCUUAAAUGGCACAAGUUCCUGUGUAAUUGUACAUAAUAAGAAUAUUGGAGCAGAUUUCCCCUGGAGAGAUUUCUCAUUUGUGGUGGAAUACAAUUACGUAGGACACUCUUGUUGGACUAAGCACUGUGAACAGUUGAAUCUGCCUUUCCUGGCUUUGAAAGUGGUCAUUCCAGACACUGUUUUAAAGCGAAGAAUCUUGUUGGAUACAUUUAGUGGUUUUUCUUUGGAAAUUCAGAUUCCAUAUGUGUUUUUUGCAUCUGAAGGACUUCUCAGUGCUCCAGAAAUACUUCAGCUGCUAGAAUCUAAGUAUAAUAUCACAGUAGUGGAGAGAUGCUGCAGUGAGUCAUUGAAGCUCUUCGGAAGUACAGAGCAUUAUGCAGUGGUGACAAUUGAUGAACACACUGCUGUGAUUUUACAGGACUUAGAAGAAUUGAAUCAUGAGAAAGCAUCAGACAAUAUUAUUAUGAGAUUGAUGGCAUUAUCUUUCCAGUACAGUUGUUGUUGGAUCAUAUUGUAUAGCAAGGAAACAUUAAAUUCAGAGUAUCAACUUACAGAAAAGACACUUCAUCAUCUCGCACAGAUUUAUGCAGCUUUGGUUUCCCCUGGUCUUAAAUGUGAAGAACUGGAUAUAAAGUUAAUAAUUAUCCCAGGCAUAGAAGAGACUGCAUUGGUAAUUCGACAAAUUGCUGACCAGAAGUUAAUGACCUCGAAGAGAGAUCCUCAUGAAUGGUUGGAUAAAUCCUGGCUUGAAGUUUCACCAUCUAAGGAAGAAAUGUACCUACUUGAUUUUCCAUGUAUUAACCCCCUUGUGGCUCAGCUCAUGUUAAGUAAAGGACCCUCAUUGCACUGGCUUUUAUUAGCAACUCUGUGUGAACUCCAGAAACUCCUACCUGAAGUUCCAGAAAAAGUAUUAAAGCAUUUUUGUAGCAUCACUUCCUUAUUCAAGAUCAGCUCUUCCUCCAUAACUGAAUCACCUCAAGGUUCAUCACCUCAUGAAGAUAAGAAUCAGACUAGUCCUUGUAUUUCCCUGCAUUCACCUCCUGGCUUUUUAGACACUAUCAUUCAAGAACAUAGUGAACAUUAUUCAUUUAAAGACUUUGGAGAUAUAGUGCAGGAAGACACAAAUAGCACUUCAAAUUAUAACCCUUCCUGUAGAGAAAUAAGAGAAAUGCCAUGCAUUUUGUCAUCUGUGACACCCUAUAAUCAGACCAGCUACUGGAGAGACUCCAGGUAUAGCCCUAACAUAGUGCAAAAUAAUUCUUUCCUAAUUAAUACAGGUUCCAAGGAAAUGACUUACAACUCCUUUCCAAACCAGGAUGACUCAGAGUUAGAUGUCUUUUCUUUGGGCCAAACACAAAUAAAUUGUGAAACCAAAAUAUUACCAGUAGAUAUUCAAAAGAGUGUUACCCCUAAUUUUGUAAAUUAUCAGAAAAAGAAAAUACCUGAAGCAACUGGAACCAGAAAUAAAGAAGAAUCUGCCCCUGUCUUUUCACUAGAAGAUUCUCAAUCUCCUCUUUAUUGGAACUUUAAGAAAAAUAUGUAUAGAAAUCAGAAUUAUUCAUUAAAUUCACAAUAUGGAGCAGAGCAGACUUCUUACAACAAAUGGUACUCUCAGAAAGAUGACUUAUUCACUUACCAGCCGAAAUGUCAGUCAGAUGAAUUGGAAGGCUUCCUAUAUGAAAAUGCAAAUGCUGACACUAACAAGAUUUUCUGGAGAGAAUUACCAUCUGUUUCCAGAUUGGAUUCAUUCUGUGCUUCUGAUUCUGAUGUAAAUCAAAACGAAUUUAGCAACCUUUAUUUCUACCAAAGACCUGGACAAUAUUUGGAGCAGAGAAGACUACUUGAGUCUUCAUCUAACUGGGAAGACAGUAAAACACCAACAGAUUUGAUGUAUUUACAACCACAACCCAAAAAACGACGUCUAACAUAUGAAAAAGUCCCCGGAAGAAAGGAUGGACAAACUCGACUGAGAUUUUUUUGA